AUUUUAAAAGAAUAGUAUUUUAAAUAAGAAUGUUAACAGUAAGGAAAACAUGUAAGAAAACAAAUUUCAUUAUUCGAAUACAUUUCGAGAUUCGAUAUCUCGUAGAGCGCCAUUUUGGAUCACGUGAUUUGAAUCGAAUGUCUUAUCGAAUGGCUUAGAUCGUCUUUGACUACGGUGUUAUCUGUUUGUCAGUGAUUCUAACCUACAAAUUAAUCAUGGCUGAUGCAGAUCAAGAUUUAGGAGAUCGUGGUGAUGGUGAUAACGUUAAAAACGACAAGUUAUUUACUUUGAAGAAAUGGAAUGCCGUGGCUAUGUGGAGUUGGGAUGUCGAAUGUGACACAUGUGCAAUUUGUCGAGUACAGGUUAUGGAUGCGUGCCUACGUUGUCAAGCAGAAAGUAAAAAGGACUUUUAUGGACGACAGGAUUGCGUUGUUGUAUGGGGCGAGUGUAAUCAUUCGUUUCAUUAUUGCUGCAUGUCCUUAUGGGUGAAACAGAACAAUCGUUGUCCAUUAUGCCAACAGGAAUGGUCCAUCCAGAGAAUGGGAAAGUAACAACAACGCGAAACCUUCUUCUUCUUCCUCUUCAUUUUUUUUAAAUGUUCGCGUUGCUCAAAUGUAACCAGUUAGAUUUCGCAAAAUAUCAGGUAAAAAAAGACAAUUUCCUUUCCUUGUGAACAUUUACGAAAUUUCCAAAAAAAACCAAACUUCUUUUCUUUUCUUUUAUCUAUAUCAUUUGAAUAAUUAAUUAAAACGCCAAUACGUCUUUCCAACGUUUUCCCUAUGAAGCGUAUGAAAAUUAUGUAUAAUAAACAAUAAGAAAAUAAAAAAUAUGUACUAUGCCAAGAGAAAUUGUUUUGAAAAAAUUGUAUAACGUCGGUGAGUUAUAACUCAUUUCUAUAGAAAAAAAUGCUACCUCGACAAAAGCACAAACAACUCGUGUGUGGAUUUUUUUUUCUUCAAACUUCGAGAAACUUCGACUGAUAUAUUUAAUUCAUCUAGAAUCCGAGAAAUGAUUAGCGCGAUUACAACAAAUCUUUAAUAAUAAAUCAAUAAUUAAUAAUCAAAAUAAUCAUUACUAAUCGUAUUAAUUUAUCAAUGACUUUCUUAUUCAAUUUGUCUCAAACUAAUAUAACUAAAGUUAAGAAUCAAUGAAAAAAAGAAAUUGAACUAAAGGGCGACUAAAGUCAUCGGUGCAAAUGGAAAAGGUUAAUUAUACUAUGAUACAAUGAAAUAUUUCAUUGAAAUUAUUUCCUUAUUAAAAAAAAAAAAAAAAAAAAAA
Molecule: messenger RNA, 1278 nt
Organism: Polistes dominula (European paper wasp)
Lineage: Eukaryota; Metazoa; Arthropoda; Insecta; Hymenoptera; Vespidae
Product: Regulator of cullins 2
Molecular function (GO): zinc ion binding
Source: RefSeq, a predicted model, not a curated record